AUGGGCCCCUGUACCGCCUCCCCAUGCUGCUGCCAGGCCCGUAAUCUGCUAUGGCCCCCGUACCAACUCCUCAUGCUGCUGCCAGGCCCGUAAUCUUUCAUGGGCCCCUGUACCGCCUCCUCAUGCUGCUGCCAGGUCCAGAGUGUGUCAUGGGUCCCUGUACGGCCUCCCAUUGCUGCUGUCUCCAUCGCCACACUCUGCCAUGUGCCACUUUCAGGUCUCCUCACACACUGCUGGUGGUUUCCAUUUUUGUCAUAGGGUGCUGUAUGGCCUCCCAUUGCUGCUGCCUCCACCGCCACACUGUGGCUCCACACUCUGGUUUUGGCCCCGUGACUGCCCAAAUGAGUGAAGUGUGCGGUGAUUCUAAGAUCGACGGCACUCAUCUGCAUGUCAUACUGACUGUCAGUAUUAUUUCUCUUCCCCAGCAGACUCCAAGGGCAUUUAAAUUAAAGGUACAGUGUUCUGCACUAAUAUAA
This is a messenger RNA of Staurois parvus, 476 nucleotides long. The record is from the annotation of a GenBank genome assembly. Lineage: Eukaryota; Metazoa; Chordata; Amphibia; Anura; Ranidae.